Tremella mesenterica DSM 1558 is the source of this 852-nucleotide messenger RNA. RefSeq lists its product as uncharacterized. The record is from RefSeq and is a predicted model, not a curated record. The transcript has 3 exons. Bases 1 to 852 code for a protein of 283 amino acids. NCBI's taxonomy places the organism in Eukaryota, Fungi, Basidiomycota, Tremellomycetes, Tremellales, Tremellaceae.
AUGAGCAGGAAUGGUUCAGAGCGUCUUCCACCACUCGGUGAGGACCACGAACCUCCUGCGCCAUCAUUCCCCCCAGGGCUGACUACAACUGGCCGAACGAUUAGGAGGCGUAGAAUAUUCCCCAAGUCUGAUCAAUCUACGUCCGCAGACCUGAACACUCUGAAUACUGGAGAGAAUGAUGAUCUGUCCUUCCUGAAGACUCAGGCUUCAAUCUCCUGGUAUUUCAAAAAGUCAGAAAUGCAAGCCAACAGCAAAAAUGCAGCACUGGGUCCUUCCACCCCUGAGGAGCCAGCUAUGGCAGACAAAGCCCCAGUCCCAGUCUCUGUAUCAAGUUGUUCAGAGAAGAGUCUAUCAAGCAAUGGGGUCAUUCUGGCCUGCAGACAAGAGAGCAAUGGCGCCAGCAAUCUGGAGAUGGUACCAAAGAGUCCGGUCACUGGAAAGCCCAUGGAGAAUCAUAGACCGGAAAACAGUAACAAGAUCAUCCCUCAGGGUGAUCAAGGAUCAGGACUGCUGACUGGACCUCGGUUGAACAUGAUCAGCAGGGUUGUGAAGUCUAUAAGUGAAGACGUUCUAGACCAUACGCUUGCUUACUCGUAUGAAGAGUUGAAAACUUGUGCGAUUGAUUCUGAAGAGGCUGAACAAAGACUGUUGGGCCGGAUCAGGGGAGCAGUGACUGUGGCGGUCCAGCGAGGGGCCACAGAGACCAAUGUUCAGGUUGCGGGUCUCCAAGAGUCAGAGGAGGAUCAUGCGUCCAAUGAGGGCUCAAAUAUCACGGUCGCAAUCUGCCCAGCUUGCAGAUUUGAGGAAGGGAUUCCUUGGAGCAGGAUGAAAAAUCACCCCGCCAACCACUGA